CCCAGUCCACUUGAAAUCAAUGGCAGUAAAAAGAAGAAAAAACUCCUAGCACCCAACCUAAGUCUAACACUGGAUCGCAGUGAUGGCUCCAUCUUAUCUGAGGAUUUAGAUGAAAGUGGAGACUUGGAUUUAGAUGAUCUAGAUACUCCAUCGGAGAACAGCAAUGAAUUUGAAUGGGAAGAUGACCUCCCAAAACCAAAAACUACUGAAGUACUUCCAAAGGGAUCAAUUCCAGAGUACACUGCUGCAGAAGAGAAGGAAGAGAGCAGACGCUGGCGUAUGUUCAGGAUUGGAGAACAGGAUCACAGGGUGGACAUGUCUGCUAUAGAACCUUACAAAAAAGUUAUCAGUCAUGGAGGUUAUUAUGGAGAUGGCCUUAAUGCCAUUAUUGUGUUUGCUGUGUGUUUUAUGCCUGAGAGCAAUCAGCCUAACUACCGAUACCUGAUGGACAAUCUUUUUAAGUAUGUUAUCGGCACUUUGGAAAUGCUAGUUGCAGAGAACUACAUGAUCGUUUAUUUAAAUGGAGCCACAACAAGAAGGAAAAUGCCAAGUCUGGGAUGGCUUAGGAAAUGCUAUCAGCAGAUUGAUAGAAGGUUGAGGAAAAAUCUGAAGUCCCUCAUAAUAGUUCAUCCUUCAUGGUUCAUCAGAACUCUCUUAGCUAUUACUAAACCUUUCAUUAGCUCAAAAUUCAGCCAGAAAAUUAAGUACGUUUUUAGCCUGGCAGAGUUGGCAGAUCUUAUUCCUAUGGAGUAUGUCAGCAUACCAGAGUGCAUAAAACAGUAUGACGAAGGAAAAUGUAAAACGAAAAACAAAAGGGUUGACAAGGAUCUUAACAAGAAGAGUGAAGACCAAGUCAGUGAGCAAUAA
This is a messenger RNA of Staurois parvus, 867 nucleotides long. The record is from the annotation of a GenBank genome assembly. Lineage: Eukaryota; Metazoa; Chordata; Amphibia; Anura; Ranidae.